AUGUUACGAGGGCUAAGAUGGACAAGCGGAUGUUCAAAGGCACGGAAAUGGAAAUGGUGCGCUGACACACCUUUUGCACCGAGUCGCUACAAUGCCACCUUUGUGUGCACGCAACUCAAGAGGCGGUCACCACCAUAUUCAAUAAGAAAAGAAGAAGACGACGUGAGGCCGUGCACCGAUGGCGUUGUAACAUCGCACAAUUGCAGCGACCAGCAGAUCUGGCUAGUGCGGUAUUUUGUCGUCCGCAUCACGCUCCUUGACCAGGUCACGCAAACAACGCAGGUGGGACGUGAAUGA
Molecule: messenger RNA, 297 nt
Organism: Peronospora matthiolae
Lineage: Eukaryota; Oomycota; Peronosporomycetes; Peronosporales; Peronosporaceae
Source: the annotation of a GenBank genome assembly